Molecule: messenger RNA, 468 nt
Organism: Pseudovirgaria hyperparasitica
Lineage: Eukaryota; Fungi; Ascomycota; Dothideomycetes; Acrospermales; Acrospermaceae
Product: nascent polypeptide-associated complex subunit beta
Exons: 4
Coding region: 1-468 (155 amino acids)
Cellular component (GO): nascent polypeptide-associated complex; cytosol
Source: RefSeq, a predicted model, not a curated record
AUGGAUCAGGCAAAGCUUGCUAAGAUGCAAGCGUCGGUGCGCAUUGGCGGCAAAGGCACACCGCGUCGUAAGGUCAAGAAGGUCAGCCGGACCGGUGGAACCGACGACAAGAAGCUACAAGGAGCAUUGAAGAAACUCAAUGUGCAACCAAUUCAAGCAAUCGAGGAAGUCAACAUGUUCAAGAGCGAUGGAAAUGUUAUUCACUUUUCAGCACCAAAAGUACAUGCAUCUGUUCCAUCAAACACCUUCGCUAUUUAUGGCAACGGUGAGGACAAGGAGCUGACCGAACUCGUCCCUGGAAUCCUAAACCAGCUGGGUCCCGACUCGCUGGCAUCACUGCGCAAACUCGCGGAGAGCUACCAAAGCAUGCAGAAAGAGAAGGGUGAGGGCAAGGAUGACGAUGACGAUGAUGACAUCCCAGACCUUGUAGCGGGGGAGACCUUCGAGGGCAAGAAUGAAGUAGAAUAA